This is a messenger RNA of Sturnus vulgaris (Common starling), 1164 nucleotides long. NCBI's taxonomy places the organism in Eukaryota, Metazoa, Chordata, Aves, Passeriformes, Sturnidae. The record is from RefSeq and is a predicted model, not a curated record.
UCCCUGCUUCCCUCCUCCCUUCCCGGCCGGCAUGUUCAUUCCAUGCGACCGCGGCGGGGGCUCCGCCGUCCCGGACUUUAAAGGCUUCACUCUGCUCAUGCCAGCAGUGUCCGUGGGAAAUGUUGGUCAGCUGGCAAUAGAUCUGGUGAUUUCCACCCUUGACAUGACUAAAGUUGGUUACUUCUACACUGAUUGCCUGGUGCCAAUGGUUGGAAAUAACCCAUAUGCAACAGCAGAGGAAAACUCAACGGAGCUGAGUAUAAAUGCUGAAGUGUACUCCUUACCUUCAAAGAAACUUGUAGUUCUGCAGAUCAGGUCACCUUUUAUAAAGAACAAGUACAGGCCAUUCUGUGAAACUCUGCUUUCUUGGGUGAAGAGCAGCAAAUAUGCCAGGGUUGUCCUUCUGUCCAGCAGCCACGCCUACCAGCGUGAUGAUGAGCAGCUUCUGGGGACACCACUGCGCUACCUGCUCACCCCCGAUCUGGAGAAAGCAGUUGGAGGCCGCAUGAAGGAGCUAAACUGGAAAGAAAUGGAAAGAGUAGCAGCUUACCCUGGAAUAAGUGAUACAGACAAAGUUCUGCAUAUACCUGGUGGUGGCAUCACAAAACUAUUGUUUAAUGAGAGCUGUUCAGAGGGAAUCCAAAUGGCAGUUCUUCUGAAAUUUUGCUCAGAAGGAGACAACAUCCCUGAUGCAUUUGUUCUUGUUAACUAUCUUAAUGAAUGGCUCCAGCUAAUUAAAAGUGAACUGAGAACUGAGAGUGAUGUGUAGUCAUGGAUUUUCUUGGAAGAUAAAACUCUCCGCUUCCCCGUCAACUGUGGAUCCUAACAUUUUUUCCAAGACUUCCUGGUGAGGUAAGUGAAGGUCAGAAGUGAUCUGGUUUUGCUUUCUUUUACCAAUGCUGUUGUGGUAGCAUCAACUGGGGAGACUGCAAGCAAGGUAACAGCUGUUCUGUCUUUUCUGUCUGCACAGAGUGAUAGAAUGGUGGGGGUUGGAAGGGAUCCUGAAGGUCCUCUCCUUCCAACCCCAUUGCUGUAGGCAGGGACACAUUCUACUAGACCAGGCUGCUCAGAGCCCCAGCCAACCUAGUCUUAAACACUUCUAGGGAUGAGACAUCUAGAACUUUCCUGGGCAACUUGAGCCUGUGCCUCACCACUGAUUUCUUC